UCUGUGCCACACCCUCAAAAAGUGCCACAUUCUCUCUCUUUCUUUCUCUCAACACUUCACACUUCACACACACAUUCUUUUCUAAUUUCUUCUUCCUUUUAGGGUUUCUCUUCUCUCUCAUAUUCAAACCAGAGAUUCAGAUUCUCACCUCCAUUUUCGUUUCUACUUUUUCACUCAAAACUCCUUCCUGAGUCAACUCGUUCGCCCUCUCCCACCACAACCUUCACCAUCCUUAUUUUUUCGUCGAACCAGUUUUUCAUCGUCGUGAAAAGCCCUUUCUCUGCUCAUUCCCUUCUGUUUUUGGCUCCUCUUCUACCUCAUUCACUCAACCUCAACCAAACCGUUUUUGAAACGCAAGGUUUUUCGUUUUUCGUAUCUUCUGUCCGAAAACAGAUACACAGGUUUUCGAUGAUUCCGAGGUAAACUUGAGAGAGGGAGGAAAAGGUAGAAGAAUAAGAAGAUCUGGAAGCGGUUACCACACGGAAAUGGAAGGUUCUAGAAUGGAGAAUUUAGUCAGAGCUGAGAAAUCGCUGAGGCUCAGCUUAGAGAAAUCGAAGUCGGUGGGGUUGGCUUUGGAGAGAGCGGGGCCGAGGUUGGCAGAAAUCAGGCAGCGGCUACCGUCGUUGGGAUCGGCGGUGCGGCCGAUUCGCGCUGAGAGGGAUGCUCUGGUGGCCGUCGGCGGACACAUCAAUCGUGCCGUGGGCCCCGCCGCGGCGGUGCUCAAGGUUUUUGACGCCGUCCAUGGACUGGAGAAGUCGCUGCUGUCGGAUCCCCGGAGCGACAUCGCCGGGUACUUGUCGGUGCUGAAACGUCUCCAGGAGGCGCUGAGGUUCCUGGGGGACAAUUGCGGGUUGGCUAUACAGUGGUUGGAAGACAUAGUUGAGUAUUUGGAGGACAAUUCCGUUGCUGAUCAGGUUUAUCUGGCGAAUUUGAAGAAGGAAUUGAAGAAUCUUCGGGAAUCGCAGCACGGGGAACUCGAUGGUGGGUUGUUGGAUGCUGCAUUGCGCAAGUUGGAGGAUGAAUUCAGGUUGCUGUUGACUGAGAAUAGCGUGCCAUUGCCUAUGUCGGCGGCGGCUGCGGGUGAUGGUAUGGCAUGCAUUGCGCCGUCGCCGCUGCCUGUAUCGGUUGUGCAGAAGCUGCAGGCGAUUCUGGGGCGGUUGAUGGCUAAUGACAGGCUGGAUAGGUGUGUGGGGAUUUAUGUUGAGGUUAGGAGUUCCAAUGUUAGGGCAAGUUUGCAGGCGCUGAAUUUGGAUUACCUUGAGAUUUCUGUGUCGGAGUUCAAUGAUGUGCAAAGCAUUGAGGGGUAUAUAGCUCAGUGGGGGAAGCAUUUGGAGUUUGCGGUGAAGCAUUUGUUCGAGGCUGAGUAUAAGCUUUGCAAUGAUGUGUUUGAGAGGAUUGGAUUGGAUGUGUGGAUGGGUUGUUUUUCGAAGAUAGCUGCGCAAGCGGGUAUACUGGCGUUUCUUCAGUUUGGGAAGACAGUUACUGAGAGUAAGAAGGACCCCAUCAAGCUUUUGAAGUUGUUGGAUAUUUUCGCGUCGUUGAGCAAGUUGAGAUUGGAUUUCAACCGGCUUUUUGGCGGUGGGCCAUGUGUUGAGAUACAGAAUUUGACUAGGGAUCUUAUUAAGAGGGUGAUUGAUGGGGCUGCAGAGAUUUUCUGGGAGCUUUUUGUUCAGGUGGAGUUGCAGAGACCGAAUCCACCACCAGUGGAUGGCAAUGUGCCGAGAUUGGUGAGCUUUAUCACUGAUUACUGUAACAAGCUCCUUGGGGACGACUAUAAGCCGAUACUGACUCAGGUUCUGAUCAUUCACAGAAGUUGGAAGCGCCAAAGCUUUCAGGAGAGACUCCUUGUUACUGAGAUUUUGAACAUUGUGAAGGCUGUUGAGCAGAAUGUAGAGACUUGGAUCAAGGCUUAUGAUGAUCCUAUACUGUCCCACUUUUUUGCUAUGAACAAUCACUGGCAUCUGUGCAAGCAUUUGAAAGGGACAAAGCUUGGGGAACUCUUGGGGGAUUCCUGGCUGAGGGAGCACGAACAGUAUAAGGAGUAUUACUCCACAAUCUUUUUGAGGGACAGCUGGGGAAAGCUUCCUGGACAUCUGAGUAGGGAAGGGUUGAUUCUUUUCUCUGGAGGGCGCGCCACUGCCCGUGACCUGGUUAAGAAAAGGUUGAAGAAGUUCAAUGAAGUUUUUGAUGAGAUGUAUACUAAGCAGUCAAGUUGGAUAAUGCCAGAACGGGAUCUGAGGGAGAAAACAUGUCAGCUUAUAGUGCAAGCUGUGGUGCCUGUAUACCGCAGUUACAUGCAGAAUUAUGGUCCUUUGGUGGAGCAAGAUGCUAGCUCCACAAAAUAUGCAAAGUACACCGUUCAGAAGCUUGAGGAAAUGCUCUUGUGUCUUUAUCGGCCAAGGCCUGUAAGACAUGGCAGCUUGAGAAGUCCAACAUUUAGUGCAAAAUAUGGCAAUGGAGUACCUGAUCUUCGCAGAACAGCAUCUGCAGUUGUGUAAUCUGUUAGUCAAUGUGUUUCUAUAGACGAACAACAGGGAUGGUAUUUUCCCCUCAUCAGCUGGAUGGCUACUGUAUAUAAUUUUCCUCUGGGCCUUGCGGUGCAUAAUGUAGGCUUUUCUUAGUUUCUGAGAAGGAAGUUCCUGAGCACUGCCCUUUGAAUGUCUGAUGUAUUUCAUGAAAAUGAAGUUUAGUUUCUCUUCUCAGAUGCAAAAACCGGUCAUAUCUCCCGUGCUCAGAGGUUUCUGCAAAAGCUAGGCCAUCUGUAAAACAGUAAGUUAUGAGCUUAAAUGAAUAAGUAUGGACGUUGGUUAUGAGGCUUUUUUGGUCACUGUCAUCUGAAGUAAUUUAUUCAAUCUUUAUCUUCAUAUAUUAAGUCGUUUGUAGCUGCAGGGUCAUUUUAUUUUGAAAAUUUUAUGUACAAUUUUUAGUAUACAAGGACUGAGAAGUUUAGAUGAACAGAAUAUUAGUCAUAUUUAGUCAUCAGUAUUGAGGGGGGGUUAGGGUGGGGGCGGUGAAGUUGUUAAUUGUAAAUGCAGAAACCCUUGUGAGUUGCCUGUUUCAUGUACUUUUUCAAGGAUGCCUCCAAAAUAAGACGUAUUUUUGCAAUGAAUUCAUUGGAAGGGCAAGGAUAAUGUUUCUGCACUGAUUUUGAUUUUUACCGUUAAGUUCCUUUCCUCUGUACUAGUUCUGUUUAUUAUAACGCUACAUUUUCUUCUUGA
Molecule: messenger RNA, 3218 nt
Organism: Vigna unguiculata (cowpea)
Lineage: Eukaryota; Viridiplantae; Streptophyta; Magnoliopsida; Fabales; Fabaceae
Gene: EXO70G1
Product: exocyst subunit exo70 family protein G1
Biological process (GO): exocytosis
Cellular component (GO): exocyst
Molecular function (GO): phosphatidylinositol-4,5-bisphosphate binding
Source: RefSeq, a predicted model, not a curated record